GGUCGCCUAUAUGCUUUGUAAGGACAACGCACACCGACACAGCACAGUGGGCCUGUCACCUGACCGUGAAUUGCCUGUGGGUAUCUUCAGAUUCAUCUAGCAGAAACGCUACUAGAUCACGGAACUGACUUUGUCGAUCACCGCAUAUAUGACGACGAAACAUGCUUAGAUACGGUACUGUUUCCAUGGAGUAUGCAGUUCAUGCAUGCAGCGCUGUAAUACGUGUACGCUUCGGUAUUGCUCGUAUGGCGGAAUGAACGGACUGGCUAUUGGCGAGACAAGCGGUAAGUUGAUAUGGCGAGUGCAGCCAAGAACAUCGACGGAGGCUGGGCUUGGGUCAUCCUGACAUGUGGCUUCUGCUGCAUGUUUCUGAAUGGAUUCAUGUGCUACUCCGUGGGCGUUAUCGCCGAAGCGUUGCUGGAAGAGUUUGACGGCGACCUUGCUAGCACUGCUGCAGUUGGAACGUCUAUUAUCGGCAUCGAAAAUUUGUUGGGUCCUUUCAUUGGCAUUGGUAUUAACAUAGUGGGAUGUCGCUGUUGUACGAUAUUUGGAGGUGUCGUUGCGAUGCUUGGACUGGUAGGUGCAUCGAUGUCAAAGAAUCUAUCGACCAUGAUGGGAACCUUUGGAAUUUUGAGUGGUAUCGGAUAUGGCUUUGGAUUUCUGCCAGGGAAUGUGAUGGUCGGUUUGUACUUUAAGAAACUGCGUCCCGUAGCAGCUGGUAUUACAAUGGCAGGAGCUGGUCUUGGAAUGUUUGUUGGUCCUCCUCUCAUUCGCUUCCUCAUUGACGAGUACGGUCUUCACGGUGCUUUUCUUGUCAUCGGAGGGAUUGCCUUCCAUUUCUGUGUGUUCGGUUCUUUAAUGAGACCCUUGGAAAAUGACAGCAAAUCCAAAUCAGCAAGCAGUCAACUUUCAGAAACUCAUCCACGUGCGCUUCUUGUGACAAGAAUGUGGAUGAAGACGAAGGAAAGGAUGGGUGGGAGAUGCUCUUCCAGGGUGUGGAAGAACUAUGGCUUUUUGUUAUACGUCCUCAGCAUCUUUGGGUGGAAUUGUGCAGAGUCAGCAUGUUUGUUGCAUCUUCCAAACUAUUCUAUACAACAGGGUUCAUCAAAACAAGAGGCCGCUUUCUUAUUUACAAUUAUGGGUAUAUUCAACGUAUUGUCCAGGCUUUUCACGGGACUGGCGGCCAAUGACGAACGUGUGAGUAGUCUCAUUCUCCACAUGGGACAAAUGGGCGUGGCAUCCAUCUUUACAUCACUCCUCCCGUUGUACUCUCACACGUAUGCUGGGCAGAUGGUGUAUGCUACUGUAACGGGGAUGUACAUCGGGGGAGUAAAUACACUAUUGACGCCAAUACUGUUUCUGCUGCUCGAUCAAGAGGAUCUAGCACUGGGAUUCGGCAUGGUAUACUGCACUGCUGGAAUCGGAUACAUAACUGGACCUCCUGUUGCAGGAGCCAUAGUUGAUGGAGGAGCAACGUACAGAGAAAGCUAUUUGUUUGCAGCAUCUAUGUUCCUGCUAUCUAGCAUGCUGAUCAUGCUCAUACCGCUAGUCCAAAGGGUGGACAAGAAACUGAUGCCAAAUAUUAACCAAGACAUUACCGUGACUGCGGAUGAAGCAGUGGAUGAAGGAUCUAAGUUUCUGACUGACCAAGAUGAGAUCAUAGUACAAAGAUGAGAGCCAUACUGAUGACUGUGGGAGGAAGAAUACCCAAUAAGAGAGUGACGUAGAACAGACGCUAACGUCAGUACUGAAAAUCAAGGUCAUAUAGAUACCGAUAUUGGAAGAACAUCAGUGAUAAUGAUCGACUGAGGGCAGAAUCUAGAUGUUAGUGCGGUAGCUAAGACCAUAUGGAAAUCUGUAUUCCAAGAACAUCAGGGGUGAUGUGAGACUGAAGGCAGAAUCUAGAUGUUAGUGCAGUAGCUGAAGACCAUAUGGAAAUUUGUAUUCCAAGAACAUCAGGGGUGAUGUGUGACUGAAGGCAGAAUCUAGAUGUUAGUGCAGUAGCUGAAGACCGCAUAGAAAUCUGUAUUCCAAGAACAUCAGGGGUGAUGUGUGACUGAAGGCAGAAUCUAGAUGUUAGUGCAGUAGCUGAAGACCACAUAGAAAUCUGUAUUCCAAGAACAUCAGGGGUGAUGUGUGACUGAAGGCAGAAUCUAGAUGUUAGUGCAGUAGCUGAAGACCACAUAGAAAUCUGUAUUCCAAGAACAUCAGGGGUGAUGUGUGACUGAAGGCAGAAUCUAGAUGUUAGUGCAGUAGCUGAAGACCGUAUGGAAAUCUGUAUUCCAGGAUACCACUUGUGAAAGCCUCUAUUGGCUAAUGUGUGUGAAUGUAUCGUUCUGACAAAACUGAAUAAGCUUAAAAGAAGAACUUUAACUGGAAGUAUUUCAAAAGCUGCUGCAACACCCAGUGUUCAGUAACUGUGACCCGAAGCUGGGUAAUGUCAGUGCUGAAGUGAAGGCUAUAUUUAUACCUUACAUUUAGGCCACAUUUGUAUCCAGUCAUCCAGUGAGUGAGUUAGUGAGUUACAAUUUCAAGUCACAUCGGCAAUAUUUCAGUCAUAUCGUGACUAAAACUAGUUUCAAUUCAUAAUGGUCAUCCAGUGAUAAUAAUUGAAACAGAAUCUCCAUGUCUGCACCAAGAGGACUACAUUCAUAUAAUUAUUAUCAUUAUUAUUUUUAUGUGAAUAUUUGUAUAGCGCCAAUAUCCAGCUCAGCUCAGCUGUUUUCCCUCGAUCAUUGGAUUUCAAUCUCAAGCGGCACAUUGUAUUAUCAAUCUCAACUCCCUGAGGACCAUACAACAAAUAUACAAAUAUUAGCCUAAUAAUAAUAAUAUAUUCAUAUGUGAUUGAGAACAGAGGAUCCACUUAGUACUUAAGGUGAGGGAUCUUUUAAGUGAACAUAUGGUGUUAAUUAUGAAAAAGUAAAGAGGUUAGAUAUUAGUAACUUAAGGUUAUUUAUACCUGUAUCAAAAUGAUGUCCAUCAAUGAUGUGUGACUGAGAGCAGAAGCUAGAAGGUGAAGGUCAUAUUUAUACAAGAAGCGCCCGUGGUAAUGAGCAGCUGUGAAAAGAAGCUCCAUGUCAGUAGUGAAGGUGAAGUCCAUUUGAGUCCUGAAUUGGGGACAAUCUCCUGUGCUGAGACGUGACAAAACAGUAUCUAGUGCUGAAAUUGAAGCCGUUAUUGAUACUUGGUAUGGGAAGAACAUCCAGUAGUAAUGAAUAACUGAGAACAAACCUUGGGCAAGAUGGUUGACGGCGAACCGAAACAUUGCCCUAAAUCUAAACAUGAUACUUCCAAGUAAGUAACAUGUUACUUCCAAGUAACCGAACCUUCCAGUAACCACAUUCCAUGUAUAUCUCAUCAACUUGUAACAUCUUCUAGAUGUAUAUUCAGCCAAAUAUAUUUUUUAACAUAAAAUAUUUUUCUACUUAAAA
Messenger RNA from Haliotis rubra (blacklip abalone), 3431 nucleotides. RefSeq names its product monocarboxylate transporter 14-like. The coding region runs from base 295 to 1674 and encodes 459 amino acids. The transcript has 6 exons. Gene Ontology annotation, molecular function: monocarboxylic acid transmembrane transporter activity. Gene Ontology annotation, biological process: transmembrane transport; monocarboxylic acid transport. The record is from RefSeq and is a predicted model, not a curated record. Lineage: Eukaryota; Metazoa; Mollusca; Gastropoda; Lepetellida; Haliotidae.